AUGGAGCCGACUCAGCCUACUCAGACUCAGCCGACCCAAAAGUCUCCUCCUACUCAGGAAGAGACUCAGGAUUCAAACCAUGUGUGCCGGUUGAUUUGUACAUCGGGUCAAUAUCAGUACUUUGACUUGAACAAGGCCAAACCUACGCGAACCGCUGGCCUGGCGACGAAGAAAACGUGGAUUUUUGGUCGUAAUAGUGAAUGUGACUUUGUGUUGAGCACAUGUACACGGCUCUCGAAUAAGCAUUUCAAGCUCUGGCUCAAUUUAUCCGAUAAUACUCUCUGGAUCCAAGACACUUCCACCAAUGGAACUCACCUCAAUGGUAAUCGCUUGGUCAAGGGGUCCAACUACAUUGUCAACCAGGGAGACGAAAUCUCUGUGGGAAUCGGCGUGCCUCUGGAUGUGAUUCGAUUUGUGGUGCUUUUUUCCGACAAGUACAAUCCAUCCAACUCAGAAAACAGCUCCGUUAUAAAAGACGAAGGCAUCUACAAGGAGUUCAUUAUCAAAAACGAAACCAUUGGCCAGGGUGCAUUUGCUACCGUCAAAAAGGUCAUCGAGCGUUCCACCGGCGACUCGUAUGCGGUGAAAAUCAUCAACCGAAGACGUGCUAUUCAUGCGGGUGGAAAGGGUGCCAUGCUUGGAGUCAAUCGGGAAUUGGAGAUUCUACGCAAGCUUAAUCAUCCUAACAUUGUUCGUUUGAAAUCAUUUUACGAGGAUGUCGAGAACUACUAUUUGGUUAUGGAAUUGGUUCCAGGAGGAGACCUAAUGGAUUUUGUGGCUGCCAAUGGAGCCAUUGGCGAAGAUGCAACCCAAGUCAUCACCAAACAGAUCUUGGAUGGUAUUGCCUAUGUGCAUCGCAUGGGCAUUUCUCAUAGAGACUUGAAGCCGGACAAUAUAUUGAUCAUGCAAGAUGACCCUAUCUUGGUGAAAAUCACCGACUUUGGACUUGCUAAAAUCAGUGACAAUGCCACGUUUAUGAAGACUUUCUGUGGCACACUCGCAUAUGUUGCGCCAGAAGUCAUUACCGGAAAGUAUGAUCUGCAACAAUCGCAGGAUUCCCCUGUCAAUUAUAGUAACCUUGUGGAUAUUUGGUCUUUAGGAUGUUUAGUGUAUGUUCUCUUGACUUCACAUCUUCCAUUCAAUGGCAGGACACAGACGCAGAUGUUUCAAAAAAUCAAGAGCGGUGAGUUCCAUGAAUCUCCUCUCAACUCAUAUAAAGUUUCCGAAGAGGGCAGAGAUUUCUUGAAGUGCUGUCUUCAGGUGGACCCACGCCUGCGAAUGACUGCUGAGGAGGCUCUCAAGCAUCCCUGGCUAUCUGAAGUGGAAUCAUACACUCAGGAAUCUCAGCCAUCCCAGAAGGUCACCAGUCUUUCUCAAUCGACAUCCCAACAAUCACGAAAAAUCGAGAACGGUAUUCACAUCAAUUCAUCCAUGAGUAAAUUAGACGACAACAUCAUGAUGCGUCCAUUGGAUGGAGAUCGCAACAAGAAACAUGCUAAGGAUUCAAAUGCGGAGUUCAAGAAGCCAAAGAGAGUGGUUCCGCUACCCCAAUCGCAACCUUAUUCCAAUUCACAAAAGCUUGGAGAGCUACUGUUUCUGCCGAAAAGAAUUCUCCUGGAUGAGCGGGGAAUUAAACGGAGCUCAAUCGAAGAUCCCAAUAACCUGAAGAGGGCAAAGGUAGAUUCCAAUUCUUUCGCUAACAUGAGCAUUGGCCCGGCGCCCUCUGCUCAAUCUGAAGAGUCCACUAAGGCUCCUCGUGACACAUUCAUUAUUCUCAAGCCCCUACCAGAUUCGAUCAUCAACAAUCCAAUUUACAUAAGACAAGGUGUGAACCCUUAUGCUAUCGGCAGAAAUGAGACAUGUGACACCUUCAUCAAUGACGACAGAAUGUCCAAAAUCCACUGCUUAUUCAGCAAAAAGAGACAUCCGAUUGCUGAGGCAUCAAUCAUAGAGAGUCCAGCGCAUUGCCUCGAUGACAUUUGGCUUUUGGAUUUCAGCACAAACUCUUGCUACGUGAACACCGUGAAGUUGGGCAAAGGGAAGAAAACUCAAUUGUUCCAUGGUGAUAGAGUGGAUUUCUUUGUAGACGAUAAAGAAUUCUUGGGCUUUGAAGUGGAUAUUAAUGAUAGCACGGGAUUAUUUAAUGGUGGAGCAAAAUUAGACAAUGUUUUUGUCAACGUGAUUCCUUUUGAUGCUAACGACAUGAAGUUGAGACCACCAGUUGUUGCGGAAAGUGGUGGAGUAUCCAGCAGGUCGAGUUCAGUUGCAGUUCCCAGUCAGGAAUUUGGAGGUGGUGUAACUGGAGGAAAUGGAGGAAAUUUCAAUUCUCUGCUCAGAGUACAAAGGAAAAUCUAUGAUAAUUCAAGGAGUCCCCUGAGCACCUCAAAACGUGCUAGUCUUCAAAGCGGCCAAGAGAGACCAGCAAACUCUUGGGCAUGA
Messenger RNA from Sungouiella intermedia, 2439 nucleotides. The record is from the annotation of a GenBank genome assembly. NCBI's taxonomy places the organism in Eukaryota, Fungi, Ascomycota, Pichiomycetes, Serinales, Metschnikowiaceae.